CAACUCACUUCCGGUUCAGCUGCAAAAAGUUGUGUAGAUCUGAAAGUUUAGCUCCGCGUCAGGUGAGUUCGUCGCUGAAGGACCAAAGUGAAGUUGAAGAGAAGCUGAAAGUUUUGAGGAGAACUCAUCUUUGUUCGAAGAGGAGCCAUGUCGACCGGAGCCUACAGCGAGCAGGGAGGAGCGGCGGAGGCUGCGGUGGAAGCGGGGCAGGAGAACACCCCCACCUCCUCCAGCUCCGGAGCCGCCUUCGGCCUCUUCAGCUCCGACUUUAAGAAGAACGAAGACCUGAAGGAGAUGCUGGAGAGCAACAAGGAGUCCCUGAAGCUGGAGGCCAUGAAGAGGAUGGUCCAGCUCAUUUCCAAAGGAAGGAACGCGUCCGACUUGUUUCCUGCUGUUGUGAAGAACGUGGCGAGUAAGAACAUCGAGCUGAAGAAGCUCGUGUACGUGUACCUGGUGAGGUACGCCGAGGAGCAGCAGGACCUGGCUCUGCUCUCCAUCAGCACCUUCCAACGGGCCCUGAAGGAUCCAAACCAGUUCAUCCGAGCGAGCGCUCUGCGGGUUCUGUCCAGCAUCCGUGUCCCCAUCAUCGUUCCCAUAAUGAUGCUGGCCAUCAAAGAGGCCGCGGCCGACCUGUCGCCGUACGUCAGGAAGACGUCUGCGCACGCCAUCCAGAAGCUGCACAGCCUGGAUCCAGACCAGAAGGAGCAGCUGAUCGAGGUGAUCGAGAAGCUGCUGAAAGACAAAAGCACGCUGGUGGCCGGCAGCGUGGUCAUGGCCUUCGAGGAGGUGUGCCCAGAGCGCAUCGACCUGAUCCACAAGAACUACAGGAAGCUGUGCAACCUGCUGGUGGACGUGGAGGAGUGGGGCCAGGUGGUCAUCAUCAACAUGCUGACGAGAUACGCCAGGACGCAGUUCACCACGCCCUGGAAGGAGGAGGACGCUGCGCUGGACGAGAACAACGAGAAGGCCUUCUACGACUCUGACUCUGAGGAGAGGACGGAGCAGACCCAAGCAAAGCCGUACAUCAUGGAUCCAGACCACAGACUGCUGCUGAGGAACACCAAACCUCUGCUGCAGAGCAGGAACACCGCAGUUGUGAUGGCCGUCGCUCAGCUUUACUGGCAUCUGGCUCCUAAACAUGAAGUGAGCACCGUCACCAAGUCCCUGGUUCGCCUGCUGAGAAGCCACAGCGAGGUUCAGUUUGUUGUGCUCCAGAACAUAGCCACCAUGUCCAUCCAGAGGAAGGGAAUGUUUGAGCCGUACCUGAAGAGCUUCUAUAUUAGAUCAACCGACGCCACACACAUCAAAACACUGAAGUUGGAGAUCCUGACCAGUCUGGCCACUGAAGCCAACAUCUCCACCAUCCUGAGGGAGUUUCAGACCUACGUGAAGAGCCAGGACAAGGCGUUUGCUGCUGCUACCAUUCAGGCCAUCGGCAGGUGUGCCACCAACAUCUCCGAGGUCACAGACACCUGUCUGAACGGCCUGGUCCUGCUGCUGUCCAACAGAGAUGAGACCGUUGUGGCUGAAAGCGUGGUGGUCAUCAAGAAGCUGCUGCAGACGCAGCCCACUCAGCACAGUGACAUCAUCAGACACAUGGCCAAGCUCUUCGACAACAUCACCGUUCCCAUGGCUCGAGCCAGCAUCCUGUGGCUGAUGGGGGAGUACUGUGAGAGGGUGCCCAAGAUCGCUCCCGAUUUACUCCGAAAGAUGGCCAAGACUUUCACUGCAGAAGAGGACAUCGUCAAGCUUCAGACGGUCAACCUGGCAGCCAAACUCUACCUCACCAACUCCAAACAGACCAAGCUCUUGACACAGUACAUUCUGAACCUGGGAAAAUACGACCAGAACUACGACAUCAGAGACCGGACGCGCUUCAUACGACAGCUGAUUGUGCCCAAUGAGAAGAGCGGCGCACUCAGCAAGUACGCCCGACGCAUCUUACUGGCCGCUAAACCUGCUCCGGUUCUCGAGUCUGUUUUCAAAGACCGGGACCGUUUCCAGCUGGGAACCCUGUCCCACAGUCUCAACGUUAAAGCUGCUGGGUACCAGGAGCUGUCCGACUGGCCCGCCGUCGCUCCCGACCCGACUGUGAGGAACGUGGAGGUCAUUGAACCGAGUCGAGCAGUGAGAGUGAGGCGGAGAGUGAUGAAGACUCUGAGAAGAGCUCCAGUGAUUCUGGGAAGAGCUCCAGCGAGUCUGAAGCAGAGCAGAAAAAGAAGAAAGGCAAACCAACUGAUGCUGACAGUGACUCGGGGGCCAAAGCUAGCAGCUCGUCCGCUGACAGCUCCUCAGACUCGGAGUCAGACUCGGAGAAUGACUCGGACUCCCCAGCUCCGCAGAGGACCAGUUUGAAGGCCAAACCCAAGGUGGAGGUGAAGUCCAAACCUGAGGUGUCUUUGUUGGACCUGGAUGAUUUUUCUCCUGUGCCUUCGAACGCACCGCAGCCUCCAGUCAUCUCUUCAAGUCUCCUGUCUGACCUCGAAGGCCUUUCUCUGUCCAACGUGUCGUCCACCUUGCAGAUCACGUCUUCAUGUUUCGGGCCGGUGAAAACCUACGAGCUGCUUCAUCACAUGACAGGAAAAGGACUGUCGGCCAAGUACCAUUUCCCCCGGCAGCCAUGUUUGUUCCAGCCAGGCAUGGUCGCAGUGCAGCUCGUUCUGACCAACCACUCGGACCACAGCCUGCAGGAGAUCCAUGUCGGAGACCGGAGCCCAGCGAGCCUCAACGUCCACUGCUUUAACACCGUCGAGCGGUUGGAGCCGGGGGCCUCGGUGACCGUGUCCAUGGGGAUCGACUUCAGCGACUCAACACAAGCAGCAAACUUCCAGCUAUGCACAAAGGAGGACCGGUUCAGUGUGUCUCUUCAGCCCGCUGUAGGAGAGCUGCUCAUGCCCAGUACCAUGACACAACCAGAUUUCUGCAAGGAGCAAA
Nematolebias whitei (Rio pearlfish) is the source of this 2934-nucleotide messenger RNA. It is a transcript of the gene ap3b1a, whose product is annotated as adaptor related protein complex 3 subunit beta 1a. The record is from RefSeq and is a predicted model, not a curated record. Gene Ontology annotation, cellular component: AP-3 adaptor complex; membrane coat; clathrin adaptor complex. Gene Ontology annotation, biological process: anterograde synaptic vesicle transport; vesicle-mediated transport; intracellular protein transport. Lineage: Eukaryota; Metazoa; Chordata; Actinopteri; Cyprinodontiformes; Rivulidae.